AAAAUAUUUAUUCUAAUUGUUUAAUUGCUAAAAAAUUACAAUAUAACAUUGAAGAGCUUAAAUAUAGGUUUACAACAAAUAUUUUAAGCUUAAAUAUUAAACAACUUGCUAUAUAUAAUGCUGUAAUUUUUGCUGUUGAUAAUAAUUAUUCUGCUCUUUUUUUUGUUAAUAGUCCUAGUAGUUCAGAAUUGCAGCACUUUUAUUAA
Racocetra persica is the source of this 206-nucleotide messenger RNA. Lineage: Eukaryota; Fungi; Glomeromycota; Glomeromycetes; Diversisporales; Gigasporaceae. The record is from the annotation of a GenBank genome assembly.